AAAGUACAGGGUAUCUAUUGCAGUGAUUGCUAGAGAUUCUUUGGCUCCAACCCAGCGUCACCGUGCGAGGCUUGCUUCCACUUCCACCGGCAACCAUUAAGGCAACCAGGCUUACGAGGUGAGGUAAUGGAUGAGAAAUCGAAGGCUAUUGGGUCCCUCCCAGUACCAAAUGUGCAAUCUCUCUCCGAGGAAUUCCACGGCUCGGAAAGUAUCCCCUUGAGAUACUUAAGGGCUGAAGCCGAGCUUGAUCCUGUGGUCAGCGAUGACGACUGGGAGAUCCCAAUCGUUGAUUUCAGCAGAUUGAUCGACCCUGAAUUAUCUGCACAAGAGUCUGCCAGGCUUCAUCUCGCUUGUCGAGACUGGGGCUUCUUUCAGUUGAUAAAUCAUAACAUUCCUUAUGAAGUUAUUGAGAAGGUUAAGGUUGAUGUUACCAAAUUCUUUAAGCUUCCAUUAGAGGAAAAGAAGGCAUGUAGGCAGUUACCUGGCAAUCUGGAAGGGUAUGGCCAAUUGUUUGUUAUGUCAGAGGACCAAAAGCUUGAUUGGGCCGACAUUCUUUACCUCAAUACCCAACCAGUUAAGCAGAGGAACAUGAGUUUCUGGCCUUCUCAACCACUGACAUUCAGGCAUACACUAGAUAAGUACUCAUCGGAACUCUACUUACUAGCCGAUGUUGUACUUGGUUUCAUGGCUAAGAACUUGGGAAUCAACCCGGAAGUUUUCGCCAAUAUGUUUAAGGAUGGAAUACAAUCAGUGAGGGUAAACUAUUACCCGCCAUGCCCUCUAGCUGAGAAAGUACUAGGUUUCUCACCACACUCUGACGGUUCACUUAUAACGUUGGUUCUUCAAGCAAAUCAAGUCCAGGGUUUGCAGAUCAAGAAAAAUGGUGGAUGGGUUACUGUCAAGCCUCUUUCUGGUGCUUUUGUCGUAAAUAUUGGUGACAGCCUUGAGAUAUUGAGCAAUGGGAUAUAUCAAAGUAUUGAGCAUAGGGCCAUAGUGAACAAAGAGAAAGAGCGUAUUUCAAUCGCGGCAUUUCACAGCCCAAACUCUGAUUUCAUGAUUGGCCCCCUUCCAGAUAUCUCUGGAGUUAAUGAAGCUAGGUAUAGGACUUUAAACAAUAAGGAUUUCAUCAAACUCUUCUUCUCUGCAAAACUUGAAGGCAAGAGUUUGCUGGAUGGCAUGAAAUUGAACAGAUGAUUUUACUGGCAUCGUGAGACAACUUGUCAAGCCUACUGGUCAGAAAAUGAUUCUAUUUACUUCUGUAAUCUCUUAUUUUUAUACAUUUUGCAACUUACUUUGGAUGAGUUGAGUUAGUUCUGUUCAUGGGGUUUCAAUUGUCUUGAAGCA
Messenger RNA from Asparagus officinalis (garden asparagus), 1344 nucleotides. Its product is annotated as S-norcoclaurine synthase 1-like. The coding region runs from base 127 to 1194 and encodes 355 amino acids. The record is from RefSeq and is a predicted model, not a curated record. NCBI's taxonomy places the organism in Eukaryota, Viridiplantae, Streptophyta, Magnoliopsida, Asparagales, Asparagaceae. The transcript is spliced from 4 exons.